AUGUCUUCAGCAAUGGGUCAUGUUAAUGCAGCAAUAAUUGAAGUAAAUCCAACAUGUAAAGAAAGUCGAUUGUCAAUUGAUGGUGAUCAGAUUAUGAACGAUUUAACGGCGCGAAUUACAAUAACAUUUCGUGAUAUUUGUAAAAAACUUGAUGUGCCUGCUAAAAUCAUCGAUCCAAACUCUAAAGCCAAAACAAUUCAACAAACCCUACUUGAUGACGUUUCUGGUCAAAUUCAUCCUGGAGAAAUAUGCGCUCUGAUGGGACCAUCGGGAUCAGGUAAAACUACUUUACUCAAUGUCUUAGCUGGAAGAAAAUUAGAAGGUGUUAGUGGAACUAUUUGGCUGAACAAUCAAGUUUAUGAAAAAAAUAUGAAAAGAAUGUUUGGUUAUGUUUUACAGGAAGAUAUUUUCUUUGAAGAACUUACUGUUAAACAACAAUUUACAUGUACUGCUUUACUUCGAUUGCCAAAAAGCUUAUCGAAAAAGGAUAAAUUAGCUCAAGUUGAACAUGUUGUUGAACAAUUACGUUUGGAAAAAUGUUCAAAUACUCCAAUAAAACUUCUUUCUGGUGGAGAAAAGAAACGUGUUAAUAUUGGAACAGAAUUAUUAACAAAUCCAAGUGUUUUAUUUCUUGAUGAGCCAACAUCAGGAUUAGACAGUACAUCAGCAGUUCUUCUCAUUUCUGUCCUUCGAGAGUUAGCUGUAAAAGGGAAAACUAUUCUAACAUCGAUUCAUCAACCAUCUUCACAAAUUUUUCAAUCGUUUGAUCAAUUAAUUUUAUUGGCUGAUGGAAAGACGAUUUUUAUGGGUAAACCAGGCAAUGCAUUAGCGUACUGUUCAAUUGUUGGAUAUCAAUGUCCUCCACAAUAUAAUCCAGCUGAUUUUCUAAUGGAUCUUGUUAAUCAAGAUAUGAGUAUUCGUGAGAAUCUUAAAGAAAUUUACGUUCAAAAUAGAUAUUUUUUAAGUAAAAAUCAAUCUGAGUUAACUGAAGCUCAGAAAUGUUUAAUCGGCGAACCAACUGAAAAUGAAAUUGAUUCAUUGAAUGGAAAUAAUCUUCAAUUAGCUCUACAAAAGAAAGAAAAUAAAUGGCCAAUUGGCUUUGUUCGACAAACCAUGAUACUUUUUUCACGGAAUUGGCUAUUAACAAGUAAAUCACAGUUUAGUAAAUUAAAUAUUAUUCAAGCAUUGUGUAUAUCAAUAUUAUAUGGACUUUUAUGGUUACGAUUGGAUUUUAGAGAAGAUACAUUAAAAGAUCGUUCGUCAUUUCUGUUUUUUAUGAUGAUUUUUUGGCCUUUAGAAGUUUGUUUUCAAGGAGUUCUAUCAAUUCCAAGUGAACGUGCUGUAAUUAAUAAAGAAAGAGCAAGUGGAUCAUUUCGUUUAUCAGCUUAUUAUGUUGCUAAAUGUUUAUCUGAAAGUCCACUUAAACUUGUUUUACCUACAGUUUCCUUUACAAUCGCUUAUUGGAUGGCAAAUCUUAAUCCGUAUUUUCCAAUUUUCCUUGGCAUUUUGGCAUUUUUACUUUUAAUUGUUCUCGUUGCUGAAUCAUUUGGAGUCUUACUCGGAGCGUUAUUUCGAAGUGUAGCUGAAGCAUGGGUUACGGGAAAUGUUUUCCUGAUUGGAUCGUUAUUGGUCGGUGGAUAUUUUAUUGAUAACAUACCAUCUUGGCUGAAAGUUUGGAUAAAAUGGAUUUCGUUUUAUAAGUAUACAUAUGAUGCUUGCCUUCAAUUAUUGUUUAUGAAUGAACGUUCGUAUCAAUGUGUUAAUGGAUAUACUAUUGAGUUUUGUAGAAAUAAUACAAAUGGAACUUUUACUAAUCAUCAAGCUUUGGAAAUCUUUCAUGUUAAUGCGAGUGUUGGAAUCAAUUUUCUUGCUCUCUUUGGUAUACUUCUUCUUUUUCGAAUUAGUGCUUACAUUUUCUUAAGACUUAUCAAACAUGGUGAUGCACGAGCUUAA
Messenger RNA from Adineta ricciae, 1953 nucleotides. Lineage: Eukaryota; Metazoa; Rotifera; Eurotatoria; Adinetida; Adinetidae. The record is from the annotation of a GenBank genome assembly.